Molecule: messenger RNA, 246 nt
Organism: Aspergillus fumigatus Af293
Lineage: Eukaryota; Fungi; Ascomycota; Eurotiomycetes; Eurotiales; Aspergillaceae
Product: protein kish
Biological process (GO): protein secretion; intracellular transport
Source: RefSeq, a predicted model, not a curated record
AUGUCGCAGUCUGCCUUAUUCAACUUUCAGUCACUUCUCCUUGUCUUCCUGCUUAUUAUUUGCACAAGCACUUAUGCGCACUCCAUCAUGCCAGGGAUCAUGGACCGCAACCAGCGUGGGUUCUUCGGGAUAUUUUGGAAGUGCGCUCGGAUUGGAGAACGUCUAAGCCCGUACGUUAGCAUUUGCUGCAUACUGAUGGCAGUGAGUACACCCCGAUUCUACGUCAUCUUAUCCAACGCAUAUUAG